Danio aesculapii is the source of this 5036-nucleotide messenger RNA. It is a transcript of the gene tnfrsf21, whose product is annotated as tumor necrosis factor receptor superfamily, member 21. Bases 343 to 2301 code for a protein of 652 amino acids. Lineage: Eukaryota; Metazoa; Chordata; Actinopteri; Cypriniformes; Danionidae. Gene Ontology annotation, biological process: negative regulation of T cell proliferation; oligodendrocyte apoptotic process; neuron apoptotic process. The record is from RefSeq and is a predicted model, not a curated record. The transcript is spliced from 6 exons. Gene Ontology annotation, molecular function: protein binding.
UGCCGUGACGUGUGUCGCCAGCACCCGCCCAUCAGCCUCCGCAGCCUGUCUUUGCGGCACAGGGAGUCCGUAACCUGGACAAACAGCAGCCAGACUUCAGUCUACAGAACCAUCCAUCAUCGCUAUGGGAAUUAUAGCGUUCGUCUUCCAAAACCAAGCGCUUAUCCCCUACUACCUGAAACCCGUACAUUCCGGGGCACAGACUAUAAAAAGGCGUGAGGGGACGGAAUUUGUACACUGAGGAAGAAUAAACCCAGCGAAGGGACAAGACCUCACAACAAUGUGGGUGUCCUGUUGAUGCGGAGAUGCUGAUGCUCCACCUAUGAAGCCGAAAAGUAACAGAUGUGGACCUGGGCAUAUUUAAAGAAGAGAGAUUCCGCUGGGACAAUGCCUGGGAAAAUGUCUAUGAUUUGGUCGCUGACGCUGCUGCUUACUGUGGUCGGUGACGUCUUAACCCACACGCUGACCCCCAUCCCGACCACAGAGAAGCCCUUGUCUCCUCGGCACUACCAUCACUUCGACCCCACCACUGGGAACAAGCUGGUGUGCGACAAGUGUCCGGCGGGCACCUACGUGUCAUCCCAUUGCACAGAGGCCAGUGUACGGGAAUGCAGCCCUUGUCCGGACGGCACCUUCACUCGGGGCGAGAACGGUGUUCAGCAAUGCCACCGCUGUCAGAGACGCUGCCAAGCCCCUUUUAUAGAGAAAACUCCCUGCACGUCCACCACUGAUCGCUUGUGUGUAUGUUCGCCAGGCAGCUUCUCUCAGGAUGGAAAGUGUCAGCGCCACUCAUUAUGUCUGCCGGGGUGGGGCGUCAGAAAGAGAGGAAGCGAAACAGAGGAUGUGCGCUGCCAGCCAUGUCAGCGUGGCACCUUUUCCGCCGUGACGUCAGACUCUCUGAGGUGCCAAGCUCACACAGAUUGCCCUGCUUUGGGCUUAACUCUGCUGAUCAAAGGCACAAAGAAGACUGAUAAUGUGUGUGGCCCAAAUCCAGCCAUUUCAGUCCCUGUCCCACUUGGAGAAGCCCCUGUUUCUACAGUUUCCAGCACUGAGUCAGCAUAUAGAGCUAGUACAGCAGUUUUGCCAACUGCAGAUAUUCAGGAUGAAGCUGAGCCGGUCUUCAGUAGCACAGACACGGCCUUCGGUGCUCAAAACAUUCCCACAACCUCAGCUUACUCUGAGGCUAUUGAUAAAGAUGGAGGACUCUUAAUUGCUGCAACUCAGGACCUCCCUAAAUCGCAACUCAAGCUGACUUUAUCAAGAGACCCUCAGCUUUCCAACCAACAGGGUGUGGAGUCUCUGUCGGAGAGCAAGGCCCAAGGUUUAGGGUACCGACCCAUCCGCAGGGGUGCACCAAGGCCGAGUUCACACAAGCACUUUGACAUUAAUGAGCACUUACCUUGGAUGAUAGUCCUGCUGCUUCUGCUGGUACUGGUCGUGAUCGUGGUGUGCAGCGUCAAGCGCAGCUCGCGGGUGUUGAAGAAAGGUCCCAGACAGGAUCCCAGCAGCAUCAUGGAGAAAGCCAUUCACAAGAAGCCCAGCUCUCCAGCACAGACCAAGGAGAGGUGGAUCUACUACUCAAAUGGUCAAGGUGUUGACAUCCUAAAGCUGGUGGCAGCUCAGAUUGGCAGUCAGUGGAUCGACAUGUAUAAAUCCCUGGCCAGUGCCACAGAGCGAGAGGUGGCUGCCUUUUCCAACGGUUACACAGCAGAUCAUGAGAGAGCAUACGCUGCACUACAGCACUGGACCAUCCGAGACAGCGACGCCAACCUGGCCAAGCUCAUCAAUGCUCUUCACCGCCAACGCCGCAUUGACGUGGUGGACAAGAUACGAAGUGUCAUGGAAGACAAUCCUCAGGUUGACCUGAACAAGCUAAUGACGGCUGUGAAUGUAAGCCAUUGUCUGAGCCCCAGUCAUAAGCCUUUGGAGUCUCCUGGUGUGGCGGUGGAGCAGUCGCCAAUGGAGCGCAGCAGAGGAUUCUUUCCAGACGAAUCCGAGCCGCUAUUGCGCUGUGACUCCACUUCCAGCAAAGACUCUGCCCUCAGCCGGACAGGCUCCUUUAUUACCAAAGAGAAAAAGGAUACGGUGCUGCGACAGGUGCGUCUGGACCCCUGUGACCUUCAGCCCAUUUUUGACGAUAUGCUGCAUAUUCUCAACCCCGAUGAGCUCCACGUUAUCGAGGAGAUCCCUAUGGCUGAGGACAAGCUGGACCGCUUGUUCGAGAUCGCCGGGGUCAAGAGUCAAGAAGCAAGCCAAACGCUGCUGGAUUCAGUCUACAGCCACUUGCCUGACCUCCUUUAAACCUCCAUUACAUCUCACUGCCGUCAAGCUACAGAAGCAAAGUGGCGACGGGCAAUGUGGACUCGGCCGGAUUGAUUGUGCCACUGAUGUCACGCGCACGCAGUUUUAAAAGCUCAGAGGAGAGUGUAUCUGCUUGCUCUUGACUGGAUACAGAUGGUGUCAAUGCUAUAACCUCUCUAACAUGCAGCAUACUCUUGCACACGCCUCAGCAUGAUGCCAGACUCAAAAGCUAAACGAUGUAAUUCACCAGAUGCUUUUGUAAAUUGUGGAAGUGGGAGUUUGUUUCUGCCAUGGAAUUAAAAAUAUUAAUAUAAACAAAAAAGGGUUUUGAGACAAAUAUCAAAAUGUCAAGCCAGGCUUAUUCUGAAAACGCAGCCCUAUAUACAUUUCUGGAGAUCGUGAAAUACGUCCCAGGAGCUACUUUUUUUUAAAAAAGUUCUUAUUUUUUGCAAAUCCACCAGAGGGCACUGUGUAUUAUUUUUAAGAUCUCAAAGUUCUCUGCGAGUGCCAUUCACGUCUGCUCUUCUUGUGUAAAUCAACCAGAGACCGCUGUUGAAUGACUAACUGACCAACUGACCGAUGGCCCAUCCACCACCUUUCCCAAACCCAACCAAUAGUGUUUUCAAAAGCACCAAUUGACCCGCUCACCCACUUCCCUAAACCCAACUGAUAGUUUUUAAAAAGCAAUCCAUAUAAAGAAAAGCCUCCUGAUUUUUAGCACAUUUUCAGAUUUUACCACAUUCUCACUUUGUUAUUUACUUGUUUAUUUUGUUUUUUUGGCUCACUUUCUGGAACCGUUCUUUGCCAGACUCGAACCCCGUUGUCGCGGUCAACUCCUCUCUGCCUCUCAAGUCCGUCAACGUACAUGGCAAGCUAACUGGACAAACUGGUAACAGCUGGAAAGCCGUCCAUAUGGUCAGCUGGUAUAUGGUCAUACCACCCUGUAGCAUUCGUUUAAAAGCCAUUCGUACUUCUGGCUACAUAAUUGGAGAUCUCCAGAAAUGUAUAUAGGGCUACAUUUUCAGAAUGAGCUUGUGUUGCAAAACUUUAUAAGACUUUAUUUCUUUCUGUUAGUUUAUUGGAUGGCCUGCAAAUCUGACUGUAUCUAGUGCAGUUGAGUGAAGAUAUUUCAGUUUAUGAACUGAGAAUGUCAGACUGUUUUUAAAGAGAAUGUUUUUAGUGAGUCUGUGUUAGACAUGGGUCAGUAUAAGAUUCUGACGGUAUGAUAACCUUUGAUAAAAAUAUCACGGUGUCAUUGGAUUAUGGAUUACUGCUCUAAAAUACAGUACAUCUGGGUAAAAACAACAACUCUUUCCCCCCUGAACACAAUAUAUUUUCUUUUAGGAAACUUUUAAAGUAUUUUGGAACUGUAAACAUGUCAGGCUAAAUAAUUCAAAUAAAUCAUUGACUUCUGCUGUCUUCAAUUGUUUAAAAACACCGAUUUCUUUACAACUUGAAAAGGCAUCUUUGGAGAUCUUUCUUUUCCUGGAAUAUAAAGUACAGCAACUAUAGGACGCUGGGAUGAUGUAGAUGCUCCUUUUCUGCUGGAGAUUCUGUUGCCCUAAAUAGCUCAUUAAAAUAGUUGUUUAAAAGAACGGUAUAACAAAAGACUUUAACGAUUUUACAGCCUUGACUUUUCCAAACCGCCGUAUAUUUUGAAACCGGUUAUCGUCCCAUGCCUAGUCUGUUUACUGCAAUUUUUACCAAGUUUAAAAACCCUGAACUGAUCAAAUAAACAGAAUUUGCAAGACAGCUGAUAAACUCACCAACAAUAUCUGACUUAUUUCUUUACAUUUGAACUUCAUUUAAAAGUUUAAAGACUUCUGAUUUUUUGUCUCACAAUCCUAAGUUAGAUCUCGCAAACCGAAUGACUUAUUGUUUUUAGAAUUGUAAUAAAACAUCAUAUUUUGCUACAUUUUUUUCAUUCUUUUUUUAAAUCUGGUGGCAGGAAUGGGCUGCAGUACAACUGACAUUGUUCAAAUGUUCUGUUUUUGUUGUUGUUGGUUUGUUGCUAGUUGUAGUUUUUUUUUACUCUUUACAAAUCCUAUAGAGCAAGGUAUUUUUGUUCCUUUUGUUUGUAUUUUUUAAUGUUCAGAAGUAUUACCACUGUAGCUGGUUUAGAUGAUGAUUUUGUGUUUUAUGUGAUUUCAAGGGCAUUGAAAGUCAUUUCUACUGGUUAUGAUGCAGAUCAUGACUGUUGGUAAUGUGCAUUCACUAUUCAACUCUUAAAAUACCUUUUUUAAAUAUGAUUUCCAUGUGCUUUUCCAAUAAAAGAGGACAAAAGACAAGUAUGAUUGCUAAGUAAUUUCACAGAGGCUAGAGUACCACCAAAAAUCGAUUUCACAACAUUCAAAUGUAGCAUUUCAGUGUUCAUUUUUUUGCAGAGGAUGAUCUGUGGUACAGAGAGAAUGUCUCUGUUAAAUCAAGUCACUCUGGUGCUAGAUGUGAAACUAUGGGAUAGUGGUGGAUUUUAUCCCAGUAACAGGGUUUAUGGUCAUUUGGCCAUUUAACUUUACUCAAAAAAGUAGGUCAAGACGAACAGCUGGUAUUAACUCUCCUGAAUCUUAUAGGAGGAGUGUUGAAUGAACUGUUUGGAAACAAACGAGGACAGAAUCAUAAAGCUGAAGGCUAAUAUGUAUUCUAACGGCUGUGUAACACAUGUAACCAAGACAUUUAUUAUUAUUGUUAUUGAUCAUGUAACCUGAGAAAUCAACAGAUUAAAGUUUUUGUCAUAA